Galleria mellonella (greater wax moth) is the source of this 6899-nucleotide messenger RNA. It is a transcript of the gene DNApol-epsilon255, whose product is annotated as DNA polymerase epsilon catalytic subunit 1. The record is from RefSeq and is a predicted model, not a curated record. The coding region runs from base 173 to 6850 and encodes 2225 amino acids. NCBI's taxonomy places the organism in Eukaryota, Metazoa, Arthropoda, Insecta, Lepidoptera, Pyralidae. Gene Ontology annotation, cellular component: nucleus; epsilon DNA polymerase complex. Gene Ontology annotation, molecular function: zinc ion binding; DNA-directed DNA polymerase activity; nucleotide binding. Gene Ontology annotation, biological process: DNA replication; mitotic cell cycle; base-excision repair, gap-filling. The transcript has 41 exons.
AUAAGCUGUCAACAAGAUUUCCUUACAGCUAAGGUUAAUAUAAAAAAUAUAAAUUUAGCGCGAAUUUCUGACAGAAGACAAUUAUUUGUUUUGGUGUUUUACUAAUGUUAUUUUUCUAAUUAUUUUUAUAUAAUAUAUGAUUUUUAUUUUGUAAAGUUACAAUAAAGAGACAAUGGUUCUACAGAAUACAGGAAAAUACAGAGGUGAUAGAGAGGACAGUGUCAAGAAAGAUGCAGGAUCAUCGUCAGGCCCUAGAGAGGAGUCAUCAGAGUCUCGUAUCCGUGUGGCAUUGGAAAAUGAUAAAAUAGAUUCCAAAUAUGGAUUCGAAAGAGUGCGUGAUACUAAGGAAAGGACAGGUUAUCUCAUUAAUAUGCAUACAGCAGAAAUUCUGGAUGAAGAUAAAAGACUUGUGGCUGCCAUGGAUUAUUACUUUAUUGAGAUGGAUGGGACAAGAUUCAAAGUGUCGCUAACAUUUCAACCGUAUUUCCUGAUAUUGGCAAGGAGGGAGUGUGAGCAAGAAGUUAUACAGUACUUAUCUAAAAAGUUUGCUGGCACUAUUCAUAAGAUAUAUGUUAUAGAAAAAGAAGAUUUGGAUUUGCUGAAUCACUUGUCAGGCAUAAAACAACGUUACAUAAAAUUAACAUUCAUGUCUCAAAAUGAAAUGAUGAAAGUCAGAAAAGAACUCUUGACAGCCGUGAACAAAAACAAGGAGCGGGAGAAAAAGGACGCUAUAUAUGCUGAAAUGUUAACAAAUGCAUUGACCAGUGCAGCAGCUAUAGAACAUGCUAAGAAAACAACGGACCACAUGGAAAAUAUUUUGGAUAUAAGAGAACAUGAUGUCCCAUACCAUGUCAGAGUAUCAAUUGAUAUGAAAAUCUUCUGUGGUACAUGGUAUACAGUGAAGGGGAGAGGGACAGAGACACCUAUAUUUACAAAAAGGGAUGACAUCAUUGAGAGACCUGAUCCAAUAGUGUUGGCUUUUGAUAUAGAGACAACAAAGCUUCCUCUCAAGUUCCCUGACUCACAAACUGAUCAGAUCAUGAUGAUUUCAUAUAUGAUAGAUGGCCAGGGUUAUUUAAUUACCAAUAGAGAAAUCAUAUCAGUAGAUGUCGAGGAUUUUGAGUACACGCCAAAACCAGAAUUUGAAGGUCAAUUCAUUGUAUUCAAUGAACCAAAUGAACUGGCACUGAUACAGAAAUUUUUUGACCACAUCAUGGAUGUUAAACCACAUAUUUUUGUAACUUAUAAUGGUGACUUCUUCGAUUGGCCUUUUGUAGAGGCACGCGCUGCGAUCUUGGGUCUGGAUAUGAAACAAGAAAUAGGUUUUAGUAAAAUAGCAGCUAGGGACAACAGUUACGCCUGCCGACCAGCGAUGCAUAUGGACUGUUUAUGUUGGGUGAAGAGAGAUUCAUAUUUGCCAGUUGGGUCUCAAGGUUUGAAAGCUGUUGCCAAAGCAAAGUUGAGAUACGAUCCUGUUGAGUUAGACCCCGAGGAUAUGUGUCGGAUGGCGGCUGAACAACCACAGGUACUUUCGAACUAUUCAGUGUCUGAUGCUGUGGCCACAUACUAUUUAUACAUGAAGUAUGUUCAUCCAUUCAUCUUUGCGCUCUGUACGAUCAUCCCAUUGGAACCCGACGAAGUGCUCCGUAAAGGCUCAGGCACUCUCUGCGAAUCGUUACUGAUGGUGGAGGCGUUCCACGCAAACAUCGUAUUUCCCAACAAGCAAGUGGAGGAAUUAAACAAAUUGACCAAUGACGGACACGUUCUCGAGACGGAGACGUAUGUAGGCGGCCACGUGGAGGCGCUCGAGUCAGGUGUAUUCCGCGCCGACAUAAAAUGUAAAUUCAAAAUAGUACCGUCCGCUGUUGAGAAAUUAAUGGAUAACACAGAGAAGACGAUGAGACACGCCAUCGAGGUAGAGGAAGGCAUCCCGUUAGAAAUGGUCACAAAUUUCGAUGAAGUGUGUGGAGAAAUUAAAGGGAAACUACAGCACAUGCGCGACCAUCCGCGCAGGGACGAGAACCCGCUCAUUUAUCAUUUAGACGUUGGCGCCAUGUACCCCAAUAUUAUUUUAACUAACAGAUUGCAGCCGUCAGCGAUGGUGAACGCGAGCAUUUGCGCGGUAUGCGACUACAACCGGCCUGGCGCUGCCUGCCAGCGGACCAUGGAGUGGAUGUGGCGCGGCGACUACCUGCCAGCAACACGUAGCGAAUAUCAACGCAUACAGCAACAGUUGGAGACUGAGAAGUUCCCUCCACUUCAUCCCGGAGGACCGCCCAGGGCUUUUCACGCUUUGCCCAAAGAAGACCAGGCAGCUUACGAAAAGAAGCGUUUGGCUGAUUACUGUAAAGUGGCGUAUAAGAAGACUAAAGUAACCAGAACCGAAGUGCGCACCACAACUAUAUGCCAGAAAGAAAACUCGUUCUAUGUGGAUACCGUUCGUGCUUUCAGAGACCGCCGCUACGAGUACAAAGCGUUAAACAAGCAAGCGAAGGCGAAGGUAGCGGAAGCAGUGGCGAGCGGCGACGCGGCAGAAAUCAAACUCGCCAAGAGCAGGGAGGUGUUGUACGACUCGCUGCAGCUUGCGCACAAGUGUAUCCUAAACUCUUUCUACGGUUACGUCAUGAGGAGAGGAGCUCGCUGGCACAGUAUGGAGAUGGCAGGCAUAGUAUGCUACACGGGCGCGAACAUUAUAAUGCGUGCUCGCGAGAUAAUCGAGCAAGUCGGCAGACCGCUGGAAUUGGAUACUGAUGGUAUCUGGUGCGUGCUUCCGUCGUCGUUCCCCGAGAACGUGACCGUUCACACUACCCACGCCAAAAAGAAAAAGAUAAAUGUGUCAUUCCCCAAUGCGGUACUCAACUCUAUGGUUAAAGACUAUUUCACAAAUGACCAAUACUUCGAACUGACUGAUCCCGAAACCAAGAAAUAUGAGCAACGCGCCGAAAACUCUAUAUUCUUUGAAGUUGACGGGCCCUACCUCGCUAUGGUGUUGCCAGCGUCCAAAGAGGAAGGGAAGAGGCUCAAGAAAAGAUAUGCUGUGUUCAAUUUCGAUGGAUCGUUGGCUGAACUGAAAGGUUUCGAAGUGAAACGUCGUGGCGAAUUGCAGCUUAUAAAAAUCUUCCAAUCGUCCGUGUUUGAGGCGUUCCUCAAAGGCAACGAUCUAAAAUCCUGUUAUGGAGCAGUGGCUAAGGUCGCCGAUUACUGGCUCGAUGUACUGUACAGUAAAGGUUCCAAUAUGCCUGAUUCGGAGUUAUUUGAACUUAUAUCAGAGAACAGAUCCAUGUCGAAGAAACUGGAAGAUUACGGUGGUCAAAAGUCGACCUCUAUAUCAACCGCGAAAAGGCUUGCUGAAUUCUUAGGUGAUCAGAUGGUGAAGGACGCGGGGUUGGCGUGUAGGUUUAUAAUAUCACGGAAGCCGGAAGGCGCCCCAGUAACCGAGCGCGCUAUCCCACUGGCGAUCUUCCAGUCGCCGGGCAGCGUCAAGCGGCACCACCUGCGGCGCUGGCUCAAGGACUCCAGCAUCACCGAGGACGUGGACAUCCGCGACGUGCUCGACUGGGCCUACUACAUCGAGCGGCUCAGCGGCGCCAUACAGAAGAUCAUUACCAUACCGGCCGCUAUGCAGGGGUUGGACAACCCGGUACCUCGAGUGCAAUAUCCGGACUGGUUGCACAAGAAGAUGCUCGCAAAAACAGACAAGUACAAAACAAGAAAGAUCACUGAUAUGUUCACAGCGAAGCCUAAGGAGUUGAAGCAGAAUGGUGAAUAUGAGGACGAUGGGAGUCAUCAAACGGAUCAGCCUAUGGACACAGUCGACAUAGAAGAUAUAGGUAAAGAAAACACAGAGCACAAUGAGAUUAGGCCUGUGGUACACAAAGUAAAAAGGAAGCGUGCAGAGUCGCCGCCGCCCCCCGCCACGUGGAGGGAAGCGCUGGGGUCGCCGCCGCCAUUCGGUACCACAAAGGAAGAACGUAAACAGUGGAUACUGUUUCAAAAGAAGAAAUGGAUGUGGCAGAUGGAGCAGCGUGGAAUGAGGAAUCGCAAUAAACGAGGAAAGAUAGAUGAUGGCCCUGUCGUACCGGCCAAGAGUGGUCCCGCUACUACGCUUGGCGGAUUCAUCAGGAGAGCGCAGCGGACGCUGCUGAAUACGCCUUGGCAAAUAAUACAGGUAUUAGAAACGGCGGAGCCGGGGCUGUUCAGACUGUGGGCGCUGGUGGGCACCGAGCUGCACCAGAUCAAGCUAACGGUUCCACGGAUUUUCUACGUAAACCAACGCACGGCCCGCACUACCGACAGCGGCCAGUAUUGGCGCCGCUGCAACCGCAUACUACCGCGGGCGCGGCCUGCACUGCACCUCUACCAGUACUCCGUACCCGAGCACAUCUACAGGGAACACCAAGAAGAACUAAUGGGCGAACUCUCAGCACCAGAAAUUGAAGGAAUAUAUGAAACACAAAUGAGUCUUGAAUUCCGAGUGUUGGUGCAACUCGGCUGCAUCUGCACCGUAGAUCCAACGGAAGCGAGAAAAUUAGUACAGUUUGGUUCUAACAAUAUGGAAUCGUUUACGCUCAACCAACUACAGUUUAAGAGUGUGGCACAUCAAUCGUAUUUACAAAAACAGGAUGGCGUUGCUCCCAUAAAGCAUAUAUUCCUGUACCAACAUUCAGCGGCGAACUCUAGUCGCAGCAUGUGGGCGCUGGUGUUGCCACCUAUCAAAAAAGGCUAUAUCUUUGUGUUGGACACUGUGAAGACGAACCAAAUGCCUAAUAUGAAUACACUUUAUUCCACCGAACGGACCGCUAAGAUCAACCUGGGCACGGCCGAGAGCACACUGCCGGCUGCCGAACUGACGUGGGAGGUGUCGCUAGAAACGGAGGCUCGUGCCGUGUACCGCGGGAUACAGCGCGCGCUGCAGCGCUGCCGGGACGAGCGCUGCGGGCCAGCGCUGCUGGCGCUGCAAACCGACCUGUCCGCGCCCGCGCUGCUUGCACUCAUGCCCGGCGUGUCGGAGUUCCCGCUGGUGGCGCUGCAGGUGCGCGACGCGGAGUCGCUGUUGGGCUCGCUCGACUGGCAGCGGCUCGGCGCACGUGCAGUCGUGCGCCACUACCUCAACCUGCACGCCGUGCUCGACCUCACCAUCGAGCAGUGCAGGUACUUCCAUGUUCCUGUCGGCAAUAUGCCAGCGGACCCGACGCUGUUCGGUGCAGACCUGUUUUAUGCACGCCACCUUCUCAAGCACAACUUUGUGUUGUGGUGCUCCAGCCUCGAGCGACCUGACCUCGGCGGGAGAGAGACUGACGACAACAGACUGGUGAGCGAAGUUGAAGAGCUGUCGGGGUGGUCGCACAACGCUCGCGGCGCGUACAGCAGCGUGUGCGUGGAGCUGGAGAGCGACGCGCUGGCCGUGUGCGCGCUGCUGCAGGCGCAGCUCGUGCUGCAGCUCGAGGGCACCAGCGUCGCCACCUCCUUCGGCGCCGCGCACGCCUCCAUACACGACGUCAUGGCCAACACCGGUCCGAACGCGUCGGUGAACUACGACGAAACGGCGCAGUGCAGCGCGGCGUUCAAGAUCCUGCGCACCAUGAUUGCGUCGUGGCUGCGUGACGUCACGCAGUACAAGAACGUCUUCGCCGACUUUCAGAUAUCGCAUUUCUACAGGUGGCUAAAAACUCCUACGUCACUGCUGUACGACCCGGCCCUGCGGCGCACCUUGUACAACCUGAUGAAGAAGCUGUUCCUCAUGUUGGUGGCUGAGUUCAAGCGGCUCGGUUCCGUCAUAGUGUACGCGGACUUUAAUAAAAUUAUACUGUGCACCAAGAAGAACAAUGUUUUGGAUGGUAUAGGCUAUGUGGAGUUUGUGGUACAAAGUAUAAGGAACAAGGAACUGUUCCACGGUAUCGACAUUCGAUACAAACAGUGCUGGUCCUACCUGCUGUGGCUCGACGAGGCCAAUCACGCCGGCGUACAGGGUAAAUUGCCACAAGGAUUGGUCGAAGUCGGGUCGUCGCAGCUUCCACCCGCCGAAGAAGAAACUGAUAAUGACGAAUGUUCAAUAACAAUGCAAUGGAAUCUGGCGAACUUCCUGCCGGCCUCUGUGCGCGAGCAAUUCGCGGCGGCGGUGGCGGGCUUCCUCAGCGCCGCGUACAGCCAAUCGGACCAGCUAGCGGCGCUGCUGCGCGGCGAGAUCUCACAGAAACUGUUCCAGGUGACGGAGAAGAUCAACAGUCGAACGCCAUCGUUGCGCGAGGCGGAGCUGGCCUCGCGACCGGGCCGGCGGCCUGGCGCCUUGCCGGCCGGCGCCACGCCCGCGCUGCUCUUUGUCAACGCUGUUUGUAAAGUCUUCUCUCUCGACACCAACGUCGAAGAUGAGGUGACCCUGCUACGGCGUAAUCUCUUACGGCUGGUGGGUGUGGGCGAGUUCAGCAGCGCGGCCGAGUGGACGGACCCAUGCGCGAGUUGCGUAGUCGGCGAGAUCAUUUGCAAGGUUUGCAACCGGUGUCGUGACCUUGACCUCUGCCGGGAUCCCGGCAUGCACCUCCUUGACGGCGUGCCGGUGUGCGUGUGCCCAACGUGUAACACGCCGUACGACAACCAGGAGUUGGAGUGGCGACUGAUCGAGACCAUGAACAGACGAGCGAUGACUUACACACUACAAGACCUUAUAUGCAGCAGAUGUCACCAGGUAAAACGUGAAAAUUUAUCAAUGGUAUGUGAUUGUGCAGGAGACUUCACCCUCAUGGUCCCUGUGAAGGAAAUUCAUUCACAGCUCGCAACAUUCAAAACUAUAGCUGAAUAUUAUAAAAUGCCACUUUUAUUAGAGCUUAUCAAUUUUAAUUUAAAUAAUAUGUGAUGAAUAAUGUAAUUAUAUGUGAACAUGAAUAUAUAUUUUUAUAAUGUCA